GGAGGACUCUGCGCCCCGGGGAGGAGGAGGAGUAGGAAGGGGCAGCUCUGCUCCAAUCAGUGGUGGCGGUCUGGGAGGUUGCUAGCGUCCGGCUCCGAGAGUCAUGGCGACCGCAGCGUCUAACCACUACAGCCUGCUCACCUCCAGCGCCUCCAUCGUGCACGCCGAGCCGCCGGGCGGCAUGCAGCAGGGCGCGGGGGGCUACCGCGAGGCUCAGAGCCUGGUGCCCGGCGACUACGGCGCGCUGCAGAGCAACGGGCACCCGCUCAGCCACGCUCACCAGUGGAUCGCCGCGCUGUCCCACGGCGGCGGCGGCGGCGGCGGCGGCGGAGGGGGCGGGGGCGGCGGCGGGGGCGGCGGCGACGGCUCCCCCUGGUCCACCAGCCCCCUGGGCCAGCCGGACAUCAAGCCUUCGGUCGUGGUGGCGCAGGGCGGCCGGGGCGACGAGCUGCACGGGCCGGGCUCGCUGCAGCAGCAGCAGCAGCAGCAACAGCAGCAGCAGCAGCAACAGCAGCAGCAGCAGCAGCAACAGCAGCAGCAGCAGCAGCAGCCGCGGCCGCCGCAUCUGGUGCACCACGCCGCCAACCAUCACCCCGGGCCCGGGGCAUGGCGGAGCGCGGCGGCCGCGGCGCACCUCCCGCCCUCCAUGGGAGCGUCCAACGGCGGUUUGCUCUACUCGCAGCCCAGCUUCACGGUGAACGGUAUGCUGGGCGCCGGCGGGCAGCCGGCCGGGCUGCACCACCACGGCCUGCGGGACGCCCACGACGAGCCGCAUCACGCAGACCACCACUCACAUCCGCACUCACACCCGCACCAGCCGCCGCCGCCGCCGCCGCCCCAGCAGGGCCCGCCGGGCCACCCAGGCGCGCACCACGACCCGCACUCGGACGAGGACACGCCGACCUCAGACGACCUGGAGCAGUUCGCCAAGCAGUUCAAGCAGAGGCGGAUCAAACUAGGAUUUACCCAGGCGGACGUAGGGCUGGCGCUGGGCACCCUGUAUGGCAACGUGUUCUCGCAGACCACCAUCUGCAGGUUUGAGGCCCUGCAGCUGAGCUUCAAGAACAUGUGCAAGCUGAAGCCUUUGUUGAACAAGUGGUUGGAGGAGGCGGACUCGUCCUCAGGCAGCCCCACCAGCAUAGACAAGAUCGCAGCGCAGGGGCGCAAACGGAAAAAGCGGACCUCGAUCGAGGUGAGCGUCAAGGGGGCUCUGGAGAGCCAUUUCCUCAAAUGCCCCAAGCCCUCGGCCCAGGAGAUCACCUCCCUCGCGGACAGCUUACAGCUGGAGAAGGAGGUGGUGAGGGUCUGGUUCUGUAACAGGAGACAGAAAGAGAAAAGAAUGACCCCUCCCGGAGGGACUCUGCCGGGCGCCGAGGAUGUGUACGGGGGGAGUAGGGACACGCCACCACACCACGGGGUGCAGACGCCCGUCCAGUGAACUCGAGCGGGGGAGGGGCAGAGCUCGGGCUCCCCCUCCCCUUCGGUCCGCGGUCUUUUCCCAGGACCACUGUUCCCUCUCUAACUUCUGAUUGUUCUUUUAUUUUUAAUUAUUAUUUUCCCCGUCCCUUAAACAGGAAAAAAAUUAAGGGAAAAGGAAAGCAACUAAGACACUGGACUAUCCUAGAAAAGGUAGCAGGUGUAAUGAUGUGCUUUGACCUUUGCAGGAGAAUACCCAGGCAAUGUCUCCUAGAGAGAGAGGCCAGAGAGGGGAUGAGAGAAUGAGAGAAUGAAUGGGGAAAUGAGGUGAGAUAAGUAGUUGGCAAAACUAAAUUACCAAAAAGAAAAAGAAAAUCCACCAAACCUUGCUAACCACAAUACUGCAGCUCCCUGAUGCCCAAAGUUGGCACAUGCUGCUGUGUUUAUCUGAUGUGGAUCUCCAUCAGGAAAGAGGGAAAAAUACACACCACACGUUCUUUGAUAUGGGCAAAUUUUAACUACACAAAUUUGCACUGCAAGAAAAUUGAAGUUUACAUGAACAAAUACAUAAACAUAUUUUUCUCUUAGUGACGACUGUUAAUUUUGGAAUUGCCUUUUGGGAUUUUGUUUUCUUCGCGUUGCUUUCCUCAGCGGAAAGAAUUGAAGCCAGCUCUUGGCAGCUCUCCAUUUGUAGUGGUUCCGAUGUUGCCCUUGUUCUGACUGCCUGUGAACUUUGCUUACCUUCGAACUCCUUCCAUAUAGUGUAACAUCUAUUGGCUCCUUUCACCAAAGCAAAACCAUUGGCUUCGUACAAAAUAAAUAAUUGUUUGCAUUCAGGAAAUGUGUAUGGUCUACCCACUUUAUCCAAGGCAAAAACCCCGUUUAGAAUAUAAAAAGAGUCAAGUAUUGCUUUUUGUUACCACGCACAACGUAAACUUCAUUUUCAGGCAGUGUUUCUGGAGGAGGUAGGAGAAGGGGGGGAAGAAAAAAAUCGAUAGUGAGUGACUGAUUACUUCAUUCUGAAAAAGCUCAGAGGAAAUGUGAAGGUUAAAUGUAUUUCCAGAGUUGUCCAACAGAAAGAAACUGAUACUUUGAAGAGAACUAGGCAGUUAUGUAUCUUCAGAUAUCCUUGGUUGGUUCUCUGUUUUUAGGCUUAAUAACUUAAUUAUGAGGAAUCAGUUGUGCUGACAGGAGCUGUUAAACUUUGUUCCUCUACUAGGUCUUUUUUUUUUUUCUUUACAUAAAGAAAAUAGCCCAGGAACUUAAUGAUGUAUGCAUAGACUGUUUAUUAGAACACAGAUGCCCACAUGCAUACAUAGGCAGUAGACUGGAUUUAUCCUCACCAGUUCAUUUGUUUAUCAAGUCACAUUUAGGGUCUCACACUAUCUUCUCCUGUAAUUUAUUACAGAAAAUAUCAGUUCAACUUGGACAGCAUUUACCCACUCUUUCAGUAAAGAAACCAAAAGAAGUAGGGGGAAAAUGACCUUUUCAAAUCCUGCCUUUCUCCCCUUUGUUAAUGGUUUUAAGUGCAUUUUUACCUUACUUGAUGGAAAACGGUUGACUCCCAACACAAUAGAAUCUACUAGGAAGCGUAAGGGGGAAAAAAAAACUUGUAAGUGUAUUGAAAAUGAACACCAUUAAACUGUGAUCAGUUAAAAUUUUUAAAAUAAUUAUCAGCACAAAGGGGCGCUAAAAGGGAAGACACUUUUAUUAACCUUAAAAGUUUGAGCCAUUUUUUUUCCUGGUUAGGUGUUAGCUAAAUGUUUAUUUUAAAAAAUAUUAAAUUCUCACUAUCAUAAAGCUAUGGGUCAGCAUCAGAUUAGCAUUGCACUCAGUAGUUAAGGUUUUAGGGAAUAUGCUUUCUACAGUAUUGUCUUUUCAAACACCUGUGAUUGAUUGUUUCAUUCAAUGUUUUUGUAAGAUAAAUGGUGACUUAUAAUGGGCAUAUUUAUUUGCCUGUAUUUAAUUUCCCCCAAUGAAUGUCACAAGGAGAUGGGCACGGAGCUGCUUCAAGACGCAUCAUCCUGCUUGUUCCUGGUGUGUGGGGACUGGCCUUCAGUGAAGCAACCCAGAGCAGGGCAAACAGCCAAUGGUAAAGGCCAGAAAUGAAUUUUCAGAUACUUAUUACCAAGUAGGUAAGGUCAGAAGCUGGAGUUCAGGAGAUGUGUCUAAGGCUCCUCUUGCUCACUCAUAGGCUUGUUAAGAUGAAAGUUGCCACUGAACCUUACCACUAUGUAUAUAUGUUUAAUAACUGUCUUUUGAAAUGCAGAAAUAGUUUAAAUGUUUCUUUGUCUAUUUUUCUUUUUUUCAAUGCUACCCAGGGAAAUAUUUUCAUAUCAUUUUUAAGUGGCUUGCCUCAAUGUAUAUUUAUUUCUUUUGAAGCAAAAAGGUUCUGGAAACUGUUUUUCUGUAGCUUUAAAUGAGUAGGUGAGCAAAAUCUAUAUGGGAUGUAAAUUUUUUGUUCAGUCUCUUUAAAAACAAUUUGUUUUUGGUACAUUUGGUUGUGCUUGUGGGGAAAAUAAAAUCGCAGAGAUCCUUAUA
Messenger RNA from Jaculus jaculus (lesser Egyptian jerboa), 3957 nucleotides. It is a transcript of the gene Pou3f2, whose product is annotated as POU class 3 homeobox 2. The record is from RefSeq and is a predicted model, not a curated record. Gene Ontology annotation, molecular function: RNA polymerase II cis-regulatory region sequence-specific DNA binding; DNA-binding transcription factor activity, RNA polymerase II-specific. Gene Ontology annotation, biological process: regulation of transcription by RNA polymerase II; brain development. The transcript has 2 exons. Gene Ontology annotation, cellular component: nucleus. Lineage: Eukaryota; Metazoa; Chordata; Mammalia; Rodentia; Dipodidae. The coding region runs from base 104 to 1438 and encodes 444 amino acids.